Molecule: messenger RNA, 456 nt
Organism: Trematomus bernacchii (emerald rockcod)
Lineage: Eukaryota; Metazoa; Chordata; Actinopteri; Perciformes; Nototheniidae
Product: serine/threonine-protein kinase Nek6-like
Exons: 6
Coding region: 1-456 (151 amino acids)
Biological process (GO): protein phosphorylation
Molecular function (GO): ATP binding; protein kinase activity
Source: RefSeq, a predicted model, not a curated record
AUGUCUGAGCGUUGCAUGUACUUCAAGAAGAAGAGGCGCCUCAUCCCAGAGAGAACUAUCUGGAAGUAUUUUGUGCAGCUCUGCAGCGCCCUGGAGCACAUGCACUCACGCAGAGUAAUGCACCGUGAUAUAAAGCCAGCCAACGUGUUCAUCACAGCCACAGGUGAGGUGAAGCUGGGUGACCUGGGAUUAGGACGCUUCUUCAGCUCCAAAACCACGGCGGCACACUCCUUAGUGGGGACUCCUUACUACAUGUCGCCGGAGAGGAUCCACGAGAACGGAUACAAUUUUAAGUCUGAUAUCUGGUCUCUGGGAUGUCUUCUGUAUGAGAUGGCAGCGCUGCAGAGUCCGUUUUAUGGGGACAAGAUGAACCUGCUCUCCCUCUGCCAGAAGAUCGAGAAGUGUGAUUACCCCCCCCUCCCUCCGGACCAUCACUCUGAGAAGGGGCGGAUCUAG